This is a messenger RNA of Apaloderma vittatum (bar-tailed trogon), 960 nucleotides long. RefSeq names its product keratinocyte proline-rich protein-like. Lineage: Eukaryota; Metazoa; Chordata; Aves; Trogoniformes; Trogonidae. Bases 1 to 960 code for a protein of 319 amino acids. The record is from RefSeq and is a predicted model, not a curated record. The transcript is spliced from 3 exons.
AUGUCUCUGAAUCAAACACAGAUCAAGCAGGAAAUCACCCUCCCACCCGGCCUGAGCAAAACAAUUCCACAGCAAAGCCAAGAGCCUGUGCCAAGCACUGAGCCAGCCCCAUGUCCACAGCAGCAACCUGAAGUCCAAGUCCCAACACCUUGCCCAGAACCAGUGCCAGUAGUAGUGGCAGUAUGCCCAGAGAAGACAACGCUGUUGCCAACGCCGGUGGUGGAACCAGGCAGGGGAGAAACUCCCGUGGUCGUAAUCCCCAAGUGCCCAGCCCACGAACAGCAGCAGCAGCAGCAAUGCAAGGUGCCACCAACUGUCCCACCUGUAUCGUGCCCUGAGCCUGUUCCAUGCCCUGAAGAGCAGUCAGCGUGCAAAGAGCUGCCUGAAACUCCUGUGCCUGUUCCUGUCACCUGCCCAGAGGCAGCCGCAUGUCCCCAAGAGGAGCAGCAGUGUAAGGAAACUCCUGUGCCAAUCCUCGCUACCUGCCCGGAGGCUGCAGCAUGUGCCCAAGAGAAACAGCAGUGCAAGGAGAUCCCUGUGCCAAUCCCUGUUUCAUGCCCUGAACCUGCACAAUGUCCCCAGGAGAAGCAGGAGGGCAAGGAGAUCCCCGUGCCUGCUUCAUGUCCUCAGGAGAAGCAGGAGUGCAAGGAGCCCCCUGUGCCAAUCCCUGUUUCCUGCCCUGACCCCACACCAUGUGCCCAAGAGAAGCAGCAGUGCAAGGAGACCCCCGUGCCAAUCCCUACCCCUGUGCCGAUCCCCGUUUCACGCCCUGAACCCACAUCGUGCCCCCAGCAGGAGCAGGAGUGCAAGGAGAUCCCUGUGCCCACUCCAUGCCCUCAGGAGAAGCAGGAGUGCAAGGAGAUCCCCGUGCCAAUCCCCGCUUCCCUCCCAGAGAAGUGUCCUCCCAUGGAGCAGCAGCAGGUGAAGCAGCCCCACCAGUGGCCGCUCCUGCAGAAGUAA